This is a messenger RNA of Papaver somniferum (opium poppy), 907 nucleotides long. RefSeq names its product vitellogenin-A2-like. The coding region runs from base 347 to 805 and encodes 152 amino acids. NCBI's taxonomy places the organism in Eukaryota, Viridiplantae, Streptophyta, Magnoliopsida, Ranunculales, Papaveraceae. The transcript has a single exon. The record is from RefSeq and is a predicted model, not a curated record.
GCUUGUGCCGAUCGAUAGACCCAAGUAAACUCUUAUCUAAAAUGCAAAUUAAAAAUGAAAAGUUAUAAAAAUUCCCUUUUAGACACACCUAACCUCUCCCCAAAUCCAAAGUCCAAACCAACCACAUUGUUGAGAGAACAUGGCAUCAAAAAACCCAUGUGAAGAAACACAUUAAGAAACAACACAAAACAAAAAACAAUUAUCCUCUCUAUUCAGUUUGCAAUCAAUUCAAGAUAGAAUAUAUAUAAGCCACCCUUUUGCAAUAAUUUCUUCAAUAUACUUGGGUUCUAAGCUACCCCUUCAAAUACUACCCUCUAGGCGCAGCUAAGAGAAGGGAGAAGAAAUCAUGGAAAUAGAAUCAGCAAAGUGCGAGUGUUGUGGGUUAAAAGAAGAUUGUACAGAAGAAUACAUCAAUGAAGUAAAAUCCAAGUUCCAAGGAAAGUGGUUGUGUGGAUUAUGUGCUGAGGCUGUUAGAGAUGAAGUUAUAAGGUCAUCAUCAUCAACAACUUCACGGAAUAAGAACAAACAAUCAUCUUCUUCUUCUAGUUCAAGUAGUGUUUUAGUGGAUGAUGCUGUUAAAGCUCACAAGUCAUUUUGUAGAAAAUUCAAAUCAAAUCCUGCUGUUAGAGUUGCUGAUGGAAUGAGACAAAUGCUUAUUAGGAGAAGGUCAGGAGAUUUAUUAACUCCACCACCUUCAUUGACGAAAUCCUCGUCGUCGUCAUCUUCAUCAUCGUCGUCUAAAAAAUAUACUAGAUCUACUAGUACUUCUCAAGUAGGAGAUAAUUCAUCUUUCUCAUUUUACUAGUUUCGAUACUUAUAAUUGUAGCACUCUUUGUCAUGAUCAUCAAGGAUAUAAUCAAAAAAUUUCAUAAGCAAUACAGUGCAAUAUAUACCUUUCUUUUCGUGA